Toxotes jaculatrix (banded archerfish) is the source of this 4925-nucleotide messenger RNA. Its product is annotated as S-adenosylhomocysteine hydrolase-like protein 1. The record is from RefSeq and is a predicted model, not a curated record. Gene Ontology annotation, biological process: L-methionine cycle. Lineage: Eukaryota; Metazoa; Chordata; Actinopteri; Toxotidae. The coding region runs from base 297 to 1949 and encodes 550 amino acids. The transcript is spliced from 17 exons. Gene Ontology annotation, cellular component: cytosol.
CAGCCAGGUGACAGCUGAGCCAGCAGGGAUACGCCACGGCUGUACUCUACGCAACAUAACAGACCACAUAACCACAUUUGAAAGCGUUAAAUCAAAGUAGACUACUCACAGUGCGAUACUUAAUCACUGCGUUUGUUUUCUGUUUUUACGGACACGUAAUUUAAAAGCCUCUCUUCCUCUCGCUGUUGCAGAGAAGCCAGCUAGCAGCGGUUAGCUUCAGACGUUACUACCAGAGGAGGCUCAAGUCCACGGUUGUUGUAUUUCUGUCCAGGUAAGGUCAGACAGCCACCGUCAGCAUGUCGGAGCCGGCCGGGGAGGCGAAGUUGGAGGUGAAGCAGGCGAGCAAAGAGGUGAAAGAGAGCGAAAACGUAGCGGAGAAGUACUCAGCCAUGACCGUGAGCAAGAAUAGCGAAAUGAACAUGGGAGAGCUGUCGUCCGUCUUCAGCGCUGUGCCCACUCACAAACCAGUUAAAAAGCAAAUUCAGUUUGUGGAGGACAAGCAGGAGUUCAGCAGGUUCCCCACCAAGACAGGCCGUCGCUCCUUGUCUCGCUCCAUCUCUCAGUCAUCCACAGACAGCUACAGCUCUGCUGCGUCCUACACGGAUAGCUCUGAUGAUGAGACUUCACCACGGGACAAAACACAGGUCAACUCCAAGGGCAGCAGUGACUUCUGUGUCAAGAACAUCAAACAGGCUGAAUUCGGCAGACGUGAGAUUGAGAUUGCAGAGCAAGAUAUGUCAGCGCUGAUCUCACUCAGGAAGAGGGCACAGAGUGAGAAACCGUUGGCAGGUGCCAAAAUUGUGGGCUGCACUCACAUCACUGCCCAGACUGCAGUGCUGAUAGAGACUCUGGUGGCUCUUGGGGCUCAGUGCCGCUGGACUGCCUGUAACAUUUACUCUACACAGAAUGAAGUGGCUGCUGCCUUGUCAGAGACAGGUGUGGCUGUGUUUGCCUGGAAGGGGGAAUCUGAGGAUGAUUUUUGGUGGUGUAUUGACCGCUGUGUCAACACUGAGGGCUGGCAGCCCAACAUGAUCCUUGAUGAUGGAGGAGACUUGACACAUUGGAUGUACAAGAAAUACCCUAAUGUAUUCAAGAAGAUCAGGGGCAUUGUAGAGGAGAGUGUCACUGGGGUUCACAGGUUGUAUCAGCUGUCCAAAGCUGGAAAACUGUGUGUGCCUGCGAUGAACGUCAACGACUCUGUGACAAAGCAGAAGUUUGACAACCUGUACUGCUGCAGAGAGUCAAUCCUGGACGGCUUGAAGAGAACCACAGAUGUCAUGUUCGGAGGCAAACAGGUGGUAGUAUGUGGGUACGGAGAGGUUGGAAAAGGUUGUUGUGCUGCUCUGAAAGCUCUGGGAGCCAUCGUCUAUGUUACGGAGAUUGAUCCCAUCUGUGCCCUGCAGGCCUGCAUGGAUGGAUUCAGGGUGGUCAAGCUGAAUGAGGUCAUACGCCAGGUCGACGUCAUCAUCACGUGCACUGGGAACAAGAAUGUGGUGACCAGAGACCAGCUGGACCGAAUGAAAAAUGGCUCCAUUGUCUGCAACAUGGGGCACUCCAAUACUGAGAUUGAUGUGGCAAGCCUUCGGACCCCUGAGCUGACCUGGGAGAGAGUGCGCUCUCAGGUGGACCAUGUCAUCUGGCCUGAUGGCAAGAGAGUUAUACUUCUAGCUGAGGGACGUCUCCUCAACCUCAGCUGCUCCACUGUCCCUACCUUUGUCUUGUCCAUCACAGCCACCACUCAGGCUCUCGCCCUUAUCGAGUUGUACAAUGCUCCUGAGGGACGAUACAAGCAGGAUGUUUACUUGCUUCCCAAGAAGAUGGAUGAAUAUGUUGCAAGUCUCCAUCUGGCUACUUUUGACGCCCACCUGACAGAGCUUACAGAUGAGCAGGCAAAAUACCUGGGCCUCAACAAGAACGGUCCUUUUAAACCCAACUACUACAGGUAUUAAUCUGCAAGAGAACCACCACCAGCACACCUGAAUAUGGAGGGUACCUGAUAUUACCUAACCCUAAGACAAACAAAAGAUUUAUGUAUAUUGUAUUUUAUACUCUCCACAGGAUGCACAGCUUAUAUUUAGUUGUAUUUUACUGACCACAGCAAAUUUUUUGCUUUACUAGCUGCUUCCUAUGAUGGAUAUGGCACCCAUUUGGCUAUGAAAGGUCUGUGUAACUACAGCACUUACAUUUGCUGUUUAUUUUGGUAGAUCUGUUUCCAUACCUGCUGGUUCCUGGAUUAUAUAAAUUUCUGAUAGAUAUUGAAUUAUGUAUCAAUAUAUUGUGCCAAAUGACUGUGAGAGGGAAGGGUUAUACUUAUAAAAUGUUAAUAAUUAGUUGUGAAAUCAGUUCAACAUUAAGUUACAAACACUGUAUUAUAUUCCUCCAUGUUAUGCUAAAGGGUCACUUGCAAAACUCACAAAGCUUUUUAGCCACUUUUAGCUCGUUUGUCAACAUUUGGCUGUCAGAAACUGUUGGCAGCCAUUUCCAGAAAUACGCUUAGACAAGCCUUGUCGAGCACAAAACAACAAAGAGCAGAUGUUAAACUCUGGCUCCUGAAGAAUGUCAAAUGUUUUAUUCUUUUCCUGAGUUGUUGGACCAAGUCAGAGCUAAAAGGCCAGUGAAUAUUGGGUUUAAAUUUGUCAGGUGGACAGGAAUUUGACUAUUUAGAUGCCGCUGUGUUGUGUGCUGGGUGUUGAAGAACACAAUUGUUUGCUUACAAAUGAGCCAUAACAACUUGAUAAGCUGAUUGUAAAUCAGUGCUGUGUAUCUGUGAGUUUAUUUUGCAGUCUUUCUAUGCCAGAGUGGUUAAAAAAAAAUCGCUCAAUGCAGCUUUAAAGUUUUCGUUCUGUUUGAUGUGACAGCACUCGCCUGAUACAUUCCAUUCACAUGAUACAAAAGAAACGUCCUGACCUCUGUAGUACCAUCACCAUUACUGCUAAGAUUCAGCCUAUAUGGACAAAUAGGAACUUUAGUACUUUUUGACUAUAGCAAAAAGAUAAAGAGAGCUUGGCAUUUAUUUUCUUGAGAAGAUGUGUCCUUUUUUUGAGGUUUUGGUGUCUGGUAAGAAUAGUAUCUUCACCUCAGGGCAUUCAGAUAUCUCAAAUUACCUGUAAAUAUAUUUUUACCACAUCUGCGCUGUCUGACCUUAGGAUCCAUGUCUAAUCUCACUGUCAUUCUCAUAAAAUUACUAUUUACAGUACAGGUGUAAAAUGAAUUUAGAUAUUUUGAUACUCUGUUGAGUUUACCUGGCUAGAGUAAAUUGAUUAUUGCAGCUAUGUAUUCUGUGUAUUCUGUCUAAUGAAUGUUUAGCAGUGUUACAUACAUAAUGUUUACACUGUACAUGCGACAGUGUGUGAUGAGCCAGUCAUAAUAAUGGUAUUUGUCAAACAUUGAGUUUGCACAGGACUCUGAUCUUGUGUUAACUAAGAGAUGUCUGUUUUUCUACUGAACAUUUUAACAACAGAAAAGUAAACUAAAAUCCUCAAAUGCUCUGGGCCUAGACAUGGAUAAGCUUUGUUGUCAACACAUUUGCCUACUAGAUAUAAUGUAUGUGUUAACUUUACCUCUGUGUCAUCUUGCUCUGUUGCACCACUAUUAUAACUAUUCUAAUAACAGAAUGUUUAGUUUUGUUUCCUGAAAUGUGUCAUCAUUUAAAAGGCUUAAGCACUGUUUAGUGAGGCUUGUUAAAUGCACAAACUCUAUAUAGUAUAUCACAUUUACUUCAUACUAUAUUCACAUGUAAGAUUUUUAAAUUAGUGGCCACAUUCAGAAACUUAGGUGAGUGGUUUUUUUGUUUUUAAAUUUAAAUUAUAUAGUGUGCAGGUAGUUGUCCUUGCUUAACUUGAACCUCUUCAACAUAAUUCAACAUGCUGUAUUUUAUGCUGGUGGCCUCUGGGCCAAUUUUACUCCACAGUACAGUAUUACUAUCUUUGUUAAGGGUUCAGCACCUUGUUAAGGCGUUGCUCCAUGUUCACUGUCUGUUAUCUUCAUUAUCCUUCAAAAGACUUAAACUUCGUCCACAGUUACAGGUAAUUCCUGUAUUUAAUUUGUGUAGUAAUUUUAUUUUUCCUCUUUGAGUUGAUUUUUUUCAAUUCCUGCCAUUUAUUGAAUAUUAGCCUGUGUGCUAUUAUGAAGUGCUGUCAUAUUUGCACUAGCAGCUUUAAGGGAAUUAGAGCCAAGUACAUUCAGUGAGGACAUCAUUGUCAGCAAGAUGAGCGCUGUAACCAUGGUUACUGGUCAGUUGACAGUGCCUUGUGACUCACUCAGUAAUUUAUAUUCACAUGUACAACUGUGUUUUUCCCCAAAUAUGGUAAUGCCCAACAUGGUGUUGUUCUGCAAUAUACAGUCAUAGCUAUGCAGCAAAAAAAUACUCAGUUCAGUCAAAAGUAUUUUACUUCUGCAAUGGAGAGUUAUUAAACAAGUGUUUCACAUUACUCAAAUAUGCAUAACUGUAAGAUCACUAACAGUUUUAGACAUGAGUAGGCAACAUUUCACAUUAAGAUGUUCUCAUGUACUUUUUGAACUGAUUUUAAUAUUUUUCAUCCCAGUUUUAUUUCUUUCAACAGUCAUACAUUGCAAUUACUUGCAGUGGUCCUUUUGUAAUAGCACAUGCCUUUUAUAUAUUCCUUUUGCUUUAACCAAUAAUAGCGGUCACUUUACUCUAGUUUUAACUCUAUUACAGAGACAAAUGAAUGUGUUAUUUCUCGAGCAGUCAAACUGAGGUGAAAAGCAUACCACUGUGAUUGGACAGUUGUUCACUGUUGCUGGUUUGAAGUUUUUCAAUUGUGGAGAAUGAUACAUGAGCUAUAAAGUAGGCCUAUAUUUUCAACAUUGUUUCUGUAGUUUGAAGAACACAGUUUCAGUAGUAUACACCCUGUUAAAUUUCUGUGCACAAUUCCCUUUAAUAAACUGCUGUUUAGAUUUGAAAA